Lacerta agilis (Sand lizard) is the source of this 1694-nucleotide messenger RNA. RefSeq names its product C-X-C motif chemokine receptor 5 (gene CXCR5). The record is from RefSeq and is a predicted model, not a curated record. Gene Ontology annotation, molecular function: C-X-C chemokine receptor activity. The transcript has 5 exons. Lineage: Eukaryota; Metazoa; Chordata; Lepidosauria; Squamata; Lacertidae. Gene Ontology annotation, biological process: lymph node development; G protein-coupled receptor signaling pathway; B cell activation. The coding region runs from base 1 to 1644 and encodes 547 amino acids. Gene Ontology annotation, cellular component: membrane.
AUGGCGGCGGCGGAGGCGACGCGACAACAAGAUGGCGGCUUCCUCCUUCCUUCCUCUCUCAAGUCAGCCUCUGAGGGUCCAGAAUUGCGUGACAAGGUGGCUAGCAAGGAGGAGAGGCAAACAGAAGAACCAGGCAGACCCACGCAGGAGGAAAAACCUCGACUCGAUUUGCUGAGUCCUGAUUGGGUGCCAACACUAACCCCCGAGAGCUCCCUCAGCUCACUAGACAGUUUGUGGGACUCCUUAAAUGAGGUGGAGGAACCCCAUGACUGCUCUCCUGAAAGAAACAAAGAAAAGACAAAACAUGUAGGGCAAUCAGAGGAGGACCACCAGUGCUCUCUGCCCCCCGGCCCAGAGGAGGAAGCGGGGGACCUCAUUGUGGCCGCGGGAGAAGGAAAGCAGUUAGAUGACUACAAUACGUCGGACUAUGCGGACCAACUCUUCAAUUACACUGACUACAUGUGCCCCACGGUGGACGACAACACCACCCAUCAAUUAAGGGCAUUCCUGGUCCCUUUCGUGUACCUGCUGAUCUUCUUGCUGGGGGGUGUCGGGAACCUGAUGGUGAUCGUGAUCCUGUGGUGCUACCGACGCUCCCGCAGCUCCACUGAGCUCUUCCUCUUCCACCUGGCCUUGGCGAACCUUUUGCUCGUGUUCACUUUCCCCUUUGGGGUGGUCCAGAACUUAGCUGGUUGGAUCUUUGGACCUAUCCUCUGCAAGGUGCUCAGCGCCACCAACAGGAUCAACUUCUACAGCAGCAGCCUACUGCUGGGCUGCAUCAGCGUGGAGCGCUACCUGGCCGUGGUCCAUGCGCUGUGGGCCUUCCAGAAGCAGCGAGCCAUCUCCGUCCACCUGACGUGCCUGGCAGUUUGGGUCGUCUCCCUGCUGCUGACGUUGCCUGAUCUGCUUUUCACAGAAGUCUGGCCGAGCAGGGAUAACCAGCCCAGCAUCUGCCACUUCAAAGAAUACGGCAAACACGGCAUCAAUGCGUGGCUGGCCACACGCUUCCUGUAUCACAUCGUGGGCUUCUUCCUGCCCUCGCUGGUCAUGUGCUUCUGCUACAUAGCCAUUGUCAGGGUCCUGUGCCGCUCCCAGCGGCUGAAGCGGCAGAAAGUGGUUAGAGUAGCCAUUUUGGUCACCAGCGUCUUCUUGUUCUGCUGGACUCCGUACCACGUGGUGAUCUUCCUGGACACCCUCAACAAGCUGGCUACCGCCGAUAACGGGUGUACGGUUGAGCUGAGCACAGCCAUUGUGCUGAGCGAGAUGGUUGCCUUCAGCCACUGCUGCCUCAACCCCAUCCUCUACGCUUUCGUGGGCAUCCGGUUCCGUCACGACGCUUGCCGGCUUCUGAACAGCCUGGGCUGCCUGAGCCAGAGCACCCUGCAGGACAUGCUGGGCACAUGCAGGAUGGAGAGCAGCACCGCGGAGACAAACAUAUCACUCGUCAACCGCCACCCUUCCUCCUCACCUUCCACAAAUCCCCUAAGCACAUUCACAGGCUCUCCUUCUUCCUCCUCUUGUCCCCAAGCCCCAGCUGACCAAAGGGCUCAGGGGGGAGAGUCUGGGGCUCAGCUUAGGCCAAGUCAGAGGCUAGCCCAGCAAGUAUCGACAGACCAAAGACUGGACAAGCAGAACCUCGCUUAGUAAGCCAGGCACCACCCUCCUGAAAUCCUGUGUGUGAUGAAUGUGCACUC